AUGGCCUCGCCGCCGAACCCGGGCUCGCCCUUGGCCAUGUCGCCGCCGAACCCUGCACCGGCGCAGAUCCCGAACAAGAAGCGUUCCUCGUCCACUCUCGAUAUCUCCACCAAUGCCGCGAAACGUCGCAAACCCUCACAACCUGGCACGCCUGCUCAUCCACUGCGCCAGACAUCCUUCCCGCCACCCGAAGCUGUUGCCUCGCCCGCUGUUGGCGCACGCUCCCCCAGUGUGGAUGCGGCAUCCGUCGUGAGCGGAAGCCAAGUCAGCGCCAGCCAAGCGAAUGGCAAGAAGAAACGAGGGCGGAAACCUAAGAGUGCGAAACCCGACGAUCGAGAAGGCAGCGUUGCCGGCGAUGGAAGCGUAGCGGGUGGCAGCAAGGCGCCCACAUCCAUGGCCAACGGCGCUGGGAAAGAUGGCGAAGAGGAGGAAGAGGAAGACAAGCCCGAGAUGGCGCUGGAGGACGUCGUUGCGAGGACACAGGAGCAGAAACAGGAGGAGGUACGACUAAGGGCGAUGUUGGUGGAGAGCAUGGACAAGGAACAGAUGGCACGCUACGAAAAUUGGCGUGCCAGUAAGCUUCAAGAUUCGGUGGUGAAAAGGGUGGUCAACGCGACAGUCUCGCAGUCCGUCCCCCCGACAGUCAGCAUGGCGGUUCGAUCCGUUACCAAACUCUUUGCCGGCGAGCUGGUCGAGCUGGCACGGCAAGUUCAAGCGGAGAUGAUCACAGCUGGCGAGGUACAAUCCGAGGCGCCACGGCCGCCGUCCCUCACUGCGCUCCCCGAGGAGACGAACGAAGAGCUCGACCUCAGACGCGCACCGUUGCGCCCAGAGCAUCUGCGCGAGGCAUGGAGAAGAUACAAACUUUCUGGAGAGAGUGGAGGGGUGGGCGUGCAACAGUUAUGGCAUGCGCAGCAGAACAGUGGAACGGAGCGCUUUAGUACCCGGACCGGGAAACGCAUGUUCAGAUAA
Molecule: messenger RNA, 972 nt
Organism: Emericellopsis atlantica
Lineage: Eukaryota; Fungi; Ascomycota; Sordariomycetes; Hypocreales; Bionectriaceae
Product: hTAFII28-like protein conserved region-domain-containing protein
Exons: 2
Coding region: 1-972 (323 amino acids)
Biological process (GO): transcription initiation at RNA polymerase II promoter; RNA polymerase II preinitiation complex assembly
Cellular component (GO): nucleus; transcription factor TFIID complex
Molecular function (GO): transcription coactivator activity; protein heterodimerization activity
Source: RefSeq, a predicted model, not a curated record